Molecule: messenger RNA, 2307 nt
Organism: Priceomyces carsonii
Lineage: Eukaryota; Fungi; Ascomycota; Pichiomycetes; Serinales; Debaryomycetaceae
Gene: BTA1
Product: Bta1p
Exons: 1
Coding region: 1-2307 (768 amino acids)
Source: RefSeq, a predicted model, not a curated record
AUGCUAUAUAUACUAUUAAUUUCGCAACACUUAAACACCCUUGAGGCUAGUGCUUAUAUUCGAAUUUUUGAAACCAGGAUGAAGAUUCCGAUUGAGGCUAUUUACGCUUCGCACCUCGUAAACUUUGUCGUUAUGAUACUCUUAGUCGUUUUUUUGACGGCCUGGAUUAAACCCAACUUGAUAGAAAAAUGUCGCCUUGUUAUAAUGUUUGGCUGGGCUUGCUUUAUCAAACCCAUAUUAUACAAAUUAAGGGUGAAACCUCUGGAGCAGCAGCAGUCACUUGAAAAUUUCUAUGGUAGUCAAGCAGGUAUAUAUGACAAAACGAGAGAGGUUUUAUUGAAGGGUAGAAGAGAGUGUUUGCGUUUAGCAAUGUCUCACUUGAAUAGGAAAUCGGGCAUUGUAUGGGUCGACAUUGGAGGUGGGACUGGCUGGAAUAUUACGUAUAUGGAUUCAGUUUCUUCUAUUGCUGAAAAUUUCGAAGCUGUAUAUUUAGUGGACUUGAGCCCUUCUCUUUGUGAAGUUGCAAAACAGAGAUUUGCGGCUAAAAAUUGGACUAAUGUCCAUGUGGUGGUUGGUGAUGCAACAUCCUUUAAAAUUGACAAUCAAUUCGUCGAUCUUGUUACUUUCAGUUACUCCUUGUCUAUGAUUCCUACCUUCAACUCAGUCAUCGAUAACGCCAAUAAUAUCUUGGCAACUAAUGGAAUAGUUGGAUGCGUUGAUUUUGGUAUUCAAACUGUUGAAACGUCAAUCGGUAGGGUCAAUACAUUAGGCGGUCUUGUGAAGAGAAAUGUGCCUUGGAUAUUAAGAAAUUUUUGGAGAAUUUGGUUUGAGGCAGACAACGUAUUCUUAGAGUCCUCUAGGAGAACAUAUCUUGAGUACAAAUUUGGAACUAUUAAAUCUUUGAAUACUUAUAAUAUGAAACUAGGAAAGAUUCCAUAUUACAUUUGGAUAGGAACGCAUAAAAUGAAGCCCUUUGAUGAUCUUCAUAUGAUUAAUAGCUUGGCAACUGAAGUUAAUUCAUCUACUGACAAAAUUGGUAGCGUUCCCAUUAGUAAGGGACAUGAAGCAGCACUUGAAAAUGUGAAGAGAAACUUACCUUUUCCGUCCAUGUAUUAUCAACGAGAAAUUUGGAGAUUAUACUAUGAUGAAAUUGACCCAAGACAUGAGCAAUUCAGGAAUCAAUAUAUCUACUCUUUUACAUGGGAGGAUCCUAGAGAGGACAAUAGAAUAUUGCAAUUUUCAUCAGAAGAUACUGUUCUUGCCAUAACAUCCGCCGGUGAUAAUAUUCUUUCUUACGCAACGUUAUUGAAUGCUCCAAAGGCGAUUCAUGCUGUUGAUUUGAAUCCCUGUCAAAACCACUUAUUGGAAUUGAAGCUUGCAUCCUUCAGAAGUUUAGAUCUUAAAAGUAUUUGGUCAAUGUUUGGACGGGGAAAAGUUGAUCACUUUUCUGAAUUACUCCUUGAUAAACUAAGCCCACACAUGUCAUCAAAUGCGUUCCAAUACUGGAUACACCACGGUAAAAAAGCUUUUGAUGAGAAUGGAAACGGCUUAUAUGACACAGGAUCAACCAGGUGGGCUUUAAGGUUGGCUCGAAUUAUUUUCACUUUCUUUGGUCUAGGCGAUGCUAUAAAAGAGCUUUGCAACUGUCGAACAAUGGAGGAACAAACAAAACUUUGGAGAGAUAAAAUAAGACCGUGCUUAUUCAAUAAGCUAGUUAUAACCUUUAUGAUUGAAAAUCCUACCUUCCUAUGGAAAGCUUUGGGCGUACCUACUAAUCAGGCCGCAAUGAUUGGUGGCUCAAUGCUAAAAUAUAUUGAAGAUACUUUGGAUCCGGUUAUCGAAAGGUCUUUAAUUUCAAGCGAUAAUUACUUCUACUAUCUCACAUUAAUGGGACAAUAUUCAUUGGAUAAUUGCCCUGACUACCUUACAUCUAAAGGAUAUGAAAGAUUAACUCGAUCAAAUUCCUCUGAGAAAUGUCCUAUUGAUAACAUUAGAUUGCAUACAGAUAGUUUAAUUGAUGUCUUCUCAAGACUUCAACUGAAUUCUGUUACUAUUGCCAUAAUUAUGGAUCAUAUGGAUUGGUUUGAUGUCAAUGGACAGGAAGCAAAGAAAGAAAUUGACGCAUUAAAAAAGUGUCUAGCUCCUGGCGGAAGAGUGUUGUUGAGAAGUGCUGCCAAAUGUCCUUGGUAUCUUAAAACCUUUGAAGGUUCGGGUUUUUUUUGUCGAGCGGCAGCGAUUCGAGAGAGUGGACAAUCCAUUGACAGAACAAACAUGUACGCAUCUACAUGGGUUUGUACGAAAGGCUGA